This is a messenger RNA of Andrographis paniculata, 1805 nucleotides long. Its product is annotated as aspartic proteinase NANA, chloroplast-like. The record is from RefSeq and is a predicted model, not a curated record. Lineage: Eukaryota; Viridiplantae; Streptophyta; Magnoliopsida; Lamiales; Acanthaceae. Gene Ontology annotation, biological process: proteolysis. Bases 180 to 1691 code for a protein of 503 amino acids. The transcript has a single exon. Gene Ontology annotation, molecular function: aspartic-type endopeptidase activity.
ACCCUACCCCAUGGCCUUCUUCUUCCUUGCUUGCAAAGAAUCUCAUCCUAAGCUCAGGCGAUAACCAACAACAAGUUUUUGCUUCUACUCUUUCCCCACUUUUUUCUGUUUAAUUAAUUUGUUGCUUCCAUUGCUGUCGUUUCUUCUUAUUUAAUCUUUCAGCUCUACUGUGCUGUGCAAUGCUGCUGAGCUCUGUGAUUUCAAAUAUGGCGCUUUCUGGGCGCCCAUCACUGCCUUCCCUCUUUCUUUUAAUUCUGUUUCUGGUUCCUCUUAAUUACGCCAAUUCAGGAGGGAUUAAGUUCGAUUUGAUUCACAGGAAUCAUCUGGAACGAAAUUCGCUGCACGGCGGGCCUCAGCUCAGCCGCCUGAGUCGACUGAUCGCCGGCGACGUCGUUCGCCUGCGGGCGAUUUCUGAUAGACAGAGCUCGAGAUUCAUCAACAAUGGCGGAUUCAGGAGACGGGUGCAGGAGAGGCGUACGGAUCGCCCGAAUUGCAGCGAUGGCGGAAGAAGUUCUUCUAAUCGCCGUCACGAUGUCGCCGGCGUGUUGCCGAUGAAUUCGGCGGCGGACUACGGGGUCGGGCAGUACUUGGUCCGGUUCAUGGUGGGAUCGCCGCCGCAGAAAUUCGCCCUGAUUGCUGACACCGGAAGUGACCUGACAUGGAUGAACUGUAAUUACCGGUGCCGGGGAUUGGGGCCGCGGCCGGCCUGCCGCCGGAGAAUGCGCGCCGGCGUUUUCCAGGCGGACCGGUCCGCCUCUUUCCGGACAUUGCCGUGUUCUUCAAGUCAAUGCAAAAUUGACCUCGCCGGAAUGUUUUCCCUGUCCCAGUGCCCGUCGCCGGCGGCGCCGUGCGCCUACGACUACAGGUACUCCGACGGAUCGGCGGCGGCGGGCAUAUUCGCAAACGAGACAAUCACAUUCACCCUGUCGGACCGGCGGCGGACAAAGCUCCGCAACGUUUUGGUCGGCUGCACUCAGACGGCCGGCGGCCAAAGCUUCGUCGCCGGCGACGGCGUCUUAGGGUUAGGUUACAGCAACUACUCGGUGGCGGUGGCGGCGGCGCGUCGAUUCGGGGGGAAAUUCUCGUACUGCCUGGUGGAUCAUCUGAGCCCUAAGAACAUCUCAAGCUACCUCGUGUUCGGCUCGCCGGAAUCCUCCGCCGCCGCGGUCUCCGUCAGGAAGUUGCGGUACACGCGCCUCGUCCUCGGCGCGAUUCCGCCGUUCUACACAGUAAACCUAAGAGGCAUUUCCAUCGGCGCGUCGAUGCUCGGAAUUCCGCCGGAAACGUGGAAUCUUAACGGCGUCGGAGGAGUGAUACUCGACUCGGGUAUGAGCCUAACGGCGUUAACCCUGCCGGCGUACCGGCCGGUGAUGUCAGCGCUGAAACGGUCGCUGGCGGUUUACCGGCGGUUGGAUUUGGACAUUGGACCGUUGGAGUACUGCUUCAACUCGACCGGGUUCGACGAGUCGGCGGUGCCGAGGGUGGCGUUCCACUUCGCCGGCGGGGCGAGGUUCGAGCCGCCGGUGAAGAGCUACGUGAUCGACGCGGCGGCGGGGGUGAAGUGUCUGGGAUUUGUGGCGGCGGCGUGGCCGGGGGCGUCGGUGAUCGGAAAUAUUAUGCAGCAGAAUAAUUUGUGGGAAAUUGACCUCGUUAAUGGCAGAUUAGGGUUUGGGGCAUCUUCGUGUACUUAGCAAAUUAAUUUCUAUUUCACCACUGCUUGCUUGAUUCAAUCAAGAAUUAAUUAAUUACUCAAUUCAAUUGUAUACAAUACAAGAAUGUCUUUUUAUAGUAAUAAUUUUUUUUUA